Molecule: messenger RNA, 1106 nt
Organism: Lacerta agilis (Sand lizard)
Lineage: Eukaryota; Metazoa; Chordata; Lepidosauria; Squamata; Lacertidae
Gene: CD40LG
Product: CD40 ligand
Exons: 5
Coding region: 101-871 (256 amino acids)
Biological process (GO): immune response
Cellular component (GO): membrane
Molecular function (GO): tumor necrosis factor receptor binding
Source: RefSeq, a predicted model, not a curated record
GAGAGAGAGAGAGCUUCACUUGUUGCUUUCUUGCGCACAGUAAGUGGCGAGGUAGAUUUCAAGAGGCUCAGAGACGCAAGAAUUCAGGAGAUAGAGACACAUGGACUCCGGUGAGCCUUAUCCAUCCACAACCCCAAGACCUGCUGGCUUCACCACCACCAUGAAAGCCUUCACAAGCUUGAUCGCAGUGUUCGUUAUCGCACAGCUCAUUGGGACAGUGCUUUUUGGCCUAUAUCUUCACAUGAAGGUGGACAAGGUCGGAGAUGAGAUCAGCCUGCGGGAAGAUUUUGUGUUCCUCAGAAGACUGCAGAAGUGUCGGAAGCCACAAUACAGUGAUGCAACCUUCCUGGACUGUGCAAAGAUAUUGAGCAGCUUCCAGGACCUACUACAAGACCAAAAGAGCAAGAUUCCCCAAGAAAGCCUCCUAGCCAAGAGAACAGGUGACAAAAGGCAAGCCGCGAGCAUCCACCUGGCUGGCUGCAAGAGCAGCAAGAGAGUUUUGCAGUGGAAAAGGUCACCCUAUGCUCCAAUGGAUAAUGACACAUUUUCAUACCAAGAUGGGAAAAUCAAAGUUGGCAAAAGAGGACGGUACUAUAUUUAUUCGCAGGUUGCCUUUUGCACCAAGCCAGAGACACACGCACCGUUCAGCCUCUAUGUAUAUCUGAACCUUCCAUCAGAGGCAGAUCAGCUGCUGUUGAAAGGAGUGGGGACUCACGCCACAUCAUACGAUCUGUGCAGCCUGCAGUCAAUUCAUGUAGGGAGAGCUGUUGAGCUCCAGGAAGGUCAUGUCAUCUUUGUCAAUGUGACAAACUCAUCUAGAGUGAAUUACGACCAUGGAUAUACAUACUUUGGCAUGUUUGAACUAUCCUAGGAGAGGCUGAGAAGAUGGAGCUUUGUUGAACAAAGCUGGUCCCCCAAAUCCUAUUUAUAAUAACCCACUUCAUAUUUUGUUUUAUUUUUCCCUACACCCUGUAUAUUUUAUUUUAUUUAUUAAUGAGAGUUGGAGCACGACUCCUCAGAACCAAAAUGUAAUACUGGAAAGCCAGCCUUCAACAGAUGCAACACAGGUGUCAGAAGUUGCACUGGGCUUGUUGAUAUGCUCCAUC